Molecule: messenger RNA, 1581 nt
Organism: Salvelinus fontinalis (brook trout)
Lineage: Eukaryota; Metazoa; Chordata; Actinopteri; Salmoniformes; Salmonidae
Product: polymeric immunoglobulin receptor-like
Exons: 10
Coding region: 66-1241 (391 amino acids)
Source: RefSeq, a predicted model, not a curated record
UUGUUCCUUGACACACAUUUAUACUCAGGUACCAUUUAAUAUUACAGGCAGACUGAAACCCUCACAUGGCUAACCAUCUCUCCUUCCUCCUCCUCUUCCUCAUCUUCUACAGAGUCUCAGCAGGGAGGCAUGUGUCUGUGCAGGCAGGAGGCUCCAUCACCAUCCCAUGUAGCUAUGAUCAGUAUUACAUAAACCAUGUGAAAUACUGGUGUAAAGGGUAUGGUUGGACUCGUUGCUCCUCUGUAGUACGCACUGACCAUCCUAAGAGCACUGAUAGGGCCUCAAUCUCUGAUAACAUCACCCAGACAGUCUUCACUGUGAUCAUGACUGAUCUGGAGCCAGAGGACUCUAGUACUUAUAGGUGUGUUGUGGAGAUCAAGGGAGGAUCAGAUAGCAUGCUACAAUGGUUCUACCUAUCUGUCACUCCAGGUACUCCAGAACUCUAUGUGGACCAACAGGAAGUGACUGGAGUAGAAGGAGGGAGUGUCAUUGUUCAUUGUUACUAUAGUAACUCUGGAGAUAUGAAGUGGUGCAGGAUGGGUGGUGAUUGUGUGAUGUGGUAUUCUGGGACUUUCAAUGGAACAUCAGUGACAUUAAAGCGGACUAGUGAAGCCAACAACAGAACAGUCUUAACAAUGACUAUGAGUGGACUGAAGAUGGAGAACACUGACUGGUAUUGGUGUAGAGUGGGAGAACUAGAGAUGCCUGUUCACAUCACUGUCAGUCAACAAACUGCAACACAGAGAACCUCUAAGAUGACCUCAACAACCGAAGAUCCAACCCCUCAACAACCCUCUGCCUCUCCAACUGCUGAGCCUGUUCAGACUGACAACACAAGUCAAGGAGCUGAGGGGAACAUGGAGGAAGUCCACCAGAGGUCUGUGAAAGUCCUACUCAUCUCUCUGGGCAUGUUGGUGGUGGUGACAGCUGGUAUACUAGUAACAUGGAAGAUAUGGAGAAAACAUAAGGACAAUAAGGCCAAGGACCAGACAACUAACAACUCAGUGUCUGCUGACCCUGAUCAGGACAUUACAUACAGCACAGUGACCUACACCAGAAAAACAGUACAGCAGCAGGAUCCAUUUCCUGAAGCUGAUGAUGAUGUCACAUACAGCACUGUCAUCCUCCAGCACAAGGCCCAACUAAAAGGACAGACCAAGUCAGCAGAACCAGAUGAUAAUGUGGUCUACAGCUCACUAGCUCUACAGGUGACCACACAGCAGAGGGCAGCAGCACAAUAGUGACUGACUGAGAAGACUUUGGUUGAGUCCUUUUACUGGAAGGACAGAACAUUCCCCUCUCCUGUGUUACAUCUAUCUCCCUCCAAUAUGAUUCUGUCAUACCUCUUAACCCACCCCAGAAAGACCACUCUAUUCUUUAGUGUAAUAAAAUACUGAAAUUAGUCUGCUGUGUUUGUUCUGAUUAUCAACACAUUUCUGUCAUUAGUUGUUCCAUCCACCUUUCCUCUUGUCUGUUGUUUCUUACAUCAUGAUCUCAUCUAGUUAAAUGUCCUAUGCCUGUAACUAAUCACUAAUCGUGUAUUAAGAUCUUAGUAUAUAUAGUUACUCUCUAUAAUAACUA